AACCAGACAACACAUACAUCUCUCAUCUCUCUAUUCUCUCUCACUGUAAACUUCAAAUAAUGAUGGGAUACCAAACAAACGCUAAUUUCUCCAUGUUGUACGACCAAGACCACCCUCAUAAUUAUGAUUAUGAUGACCUCUCUUCAUCAACUUCUGUUGAUUGCACUCUCUCCCUUGGAACACCAUCUACUCGUCUCGACAAACACCGUAGAUUUUCUUCUGCCAAUUCUAACAACAUCUCCGGCGACUUCUUCUUUCACGGAGGAAGCGCAAAAACGACGUCUUACAAAAAGAGCGGUAGUGAGCACAACCUGCCUCGCCGUUGUGCUAGCUGCGACACUUCUUCUACUCCUCUAUGGAGAAACGGACCAAAAGGGCCUAAGUCGUUAUGCAAUGCGUGUGGAAUCAGAUUCAAGAAGGAAGAGAAGCGUGCAGCUGCCAGAAACUCAAUAACGUCCGGUGGUGGUUCAUCAGUGGCAGAAGUUCCGGCAGAGAACCCGUACAACGGAGGUGGAAACUAUUACACUCAUCAUCACCAUGCUUCCUCGUCACCGUCGUGGGCUCAUCAGAACACACAAAGAGUUCAGUAUUUCUCGCCGGCACCGGAGAUGGAAUAUCCGUUCGUUGAUGACGUCACGGCUGCCUCGUUUAUGUCUUGGAAUUAACGUCACGGAAACCAAUGGCCUUCUCCACCAUUUUUGACGAGAUGAAUGAAGAAACGUUACCUAUGGAAGGUCUUGUCAUAGAUUCUCACCCAAAGUAAAUCAGUCCUGGUCAAAUUCAUUAUAAAGUUUCUUUUUAUUUAUUUAUUUCUUACAUCGACACUAUCUCCUUGUGUUUUCUUUUUAUGUCUUUUUGAAAGAUAUAUAUACGUACUGUAGUGUUUAU
Messenger RNA from Brassica oleracea var. oleracea, 888 nucleotides. RefSeq names its product GATA transcription factor 20. NCBI's taxonomy places the organism in Eukaryota, Viridiplantae, Streptophyta, Magnoliopsida, Brassicales, Brassicaceae. Gene Ontology annotation, biological process: flower development; regulation of DNA-templated transcription. Bases 60 to 665 code for a protein of 201 amino acids. Gene Ontology annotation, molecular function: sequence-specific DNA binding; zinc ion binding; DNA-binding transcription factor activity. The record is from RefSeq and is a predicted model, not a curated record. The transcript is spliced from 2 exons.